AAAUAAAAACAUAUUUCACAAUUUUUUAAACAACAUUUUUUUAUUAAAUGUCCCACACAAUUAUAAUUAAUAAACUGUUAAAAAGAUCAGAUAAUGAUGAUGACAAGAAAAGCUAUUUAUAUUUGCAAUUAAAAUGGAAUGAUGAACAAAUCUGUGUUAAACUGUUGGAUUCCGAAAGUGGAAAAUCUUAUCAGGGUGCUGUAACUACGACAGCUAUGAAGGAAAAUGCUACCGAUUUAGAUAUAUCCUACAAUGACUAUUACGAAGAAAUACGCUCAGCAUUAUCUACUUAUAUAGCAUUACCUGGAUUUUAUUACAAGCUGGAACCUGAAAUGAAAGUUCUUAAAGUCUGGAAAUCACAACCUGAAUCGAUACCGAUAUUAUAUUUAGACAUUGAUAUUAAAGAAGUUAGAAGCAGCAAUGAGCUAUUAGAUUCUGCUAUAGAGUUAUUACAGCAACAAGACAAAUCUCUCGAAGAUCGCGUGCAAAAGGCUCACAAAUUCGACGAGAAUUCUCGGGAACUUUUGGAAGAAUAUCGAUUGUGUGUAGAAGAAAAAAAUGAAUUGGAAAGAAAACUGUUAAAGAAGGUAGCAGUAUUGUUAAACGCGAAAAAGGAGCGUAUAGCUCAACUAGAGGAACGUUUAAAAAAAUACGAAGAAAUUGAAGAUAAUCAAGAUAAUGAUUCGGAGGAAAAUGAGGACGGGCCACAAACUAGCAAGAAAAGAAGACUUGUUGUUAGGGAUAGUGAGAGCGACGAUGAUGAUGAAUAUAUGUCCGCCACACAACCGUUGACCAUACCUAACGAGAUCACAUCUAAUGAUGGAGAUUGUUGAAGUUAUUGAUUGCAUACACAUAUAAAUAUUCUUUUUAUACAUGUUUACAUAUAGAAAAACUAUAAAGAAACUCUGAAUUAACUAAGUCUGCUUUUACACAGGGCAAUUUUUCUUGCGCAAGUCUAGAGUUUAUAGGAGAGAGAGGCAAGAAGAAAGAAGAGGGGUACACACUUGCUUGUACUGGCAAGUCUCUUCAAAUUUCUUUUGUUUUCUCGUUUUCAAUAUGGCGUCUAUUAGGUUUUGCCAUACAAAAUUGCUCACAGACUUGCUGUGUGUAAACAGACGAGCAAGUUUAAAAGGAAAUCGACGAGACUUGCUUCAAGUAAACUUGCCCUGUGUAAAAGCAGACUAACUCUUCGCCCAAUAUAUUUUUUGUAGUAAAUCGCAGACACUUUGUAAAAUGGAUUUUAUAAAAUAUAUUUAUUUUUUAUGAUUAUAUAAAAAUUUAGCUAUACUCAUUAAAAUUCUUAUCCAUAGAUAAAGACGACACGAAAUUGUCAAAAACCUAACUCUUGUAACAUCAUUUUAGACAUGAUUUGUUGUAUUUUUGUUUGACAAAACGGAGUGUCUCGUUUCUAUUCAUAAUUAUCUAUUCACAUCCUUUAAAAAAAAUAUUUCAAUUCGAUUAUUAAUAAAAAAAAUUUUUGCAUGCAAAUAUCAGAAACUACUCGAUGAAUGAUAUUGACGAGAUUAGAUUAUACUGGUAAUGCGGAAUUGUCAGAAAAUUGACAAAGUAUUAAGAACUUAAAAAUAAAGGAAUUAUAAAUUUUCUCCAUUUUUUAUUUAUAAUGUGUACAUUA
Messenger RNA from Calliphora vicina (urban bluebottle blowfly), 1633 nucleotides. RefSeq lists its product as uncharacterized. Gene Ontology annotation, biological process: positive regulation of ligase activity; DNA recombination; response to X-ray. Lineage: Eukaryota; Metazoa; Arthropoda; Insecta; Diptera; Calliphoridae. Gene Ontology annotation, molecular function: DNA binding. The coding region runs from base 48 to 833 and encodes 261 amino acids. The transcript has a single exon. The record is from RefSeq and is a predicted model, not a curated record. Gene Ontology annotation, cellular component: DNA ligase IV complex; DNA-dependent protein kinase-DNA ligase 4 complex; nucleus.